AUGGCCAUCUCAACCGAUGUUCCCCAGACCGUGGAGUGGAACGGGAAGAAGGUCCCGGUCUACCCCAUGGAGAUCAUCGACUUCUCGAAGCUGCUCUCCCAAGAGCCAUCCGAGAUUGAGAGGCUAGUUAGCUGCUGCCAGGAAACGGGAUACUUCUACCUGGACCUGCGAGGCAUUGACGGCCGCAGGAUGCUCGAGGACCAACAAGACACCCUGAAGCUCAUGUACCGCUUCUUCGAUGCUCCUCUUGAGGCUAAGAACGAGUUCGGUCUUGUUGCGCCGCAUCUCGGAUACGAACCCGUUGGCUCGCGUACCGGUGUCCUCGAGAACACCAAGGACGGUUACGAGAUGAUCAAGGUCUCCCGCGACGAGAUCCAGAAGGACAGCCCGCACCUACCAGCCGUCAUCAAGAACAGCCCGGACAUGAAGGUCCUCGAGCACGCCAUCGCCGGCGCCAACAUCGCCACCAAGACGAUCCUCUCAGCUCUUUCCACCGGCCUCAGCCUCACAGGUGCUUCCCGCUUCGAGAACACGCACCGCAACGACCGGCCCUCGACCAGCACAAUCGCCAUGAUGCACUACAUCCCCUCCGACCCCACGGCCAAGAACAUCGGCCACCAGAAGCACACCGACAUCAGCUCGCUAACCUUCCUAUUCGCCGAGCAGUGGGGUCUCCAGGUGCGUCCCCCCGGAGCCAAGGAGUUCGGAUUCGUCGAGCCCAAGGCCGGCAUGGCCGUCAUCAACGUCGGCGACUCGCUGCGCUUCGCCAGCGGGCACACCAUGCAAUCCUGCAUCCACCGCGUCGUCCCCCUCGACCCCACCGAGCACCGCUACUCCAUCGCCUACUUCCUGCGCGCCGAGAACGCGGUCAUGUUCACCGACAGCGAGGGCCGUCUCAUCACCGCCGGCCAGUGGCACGACGAGAAGUUCUUCGCCUUCACCAGUCCCCCUGAGAUCCAGGCCCUAGCCCCGAGCUCCAUGAUUCUCGGCGGCAUGGCCGAGGAGGACGAGUCCGUCGAGGCUACCGCGUCUAAGGAUGCGCCUAGCCCGGUUGUCGGUGCGACUACGCUCGGCGAGUCCGUGCAGGUGUACUAAACUGCUUAAAUCAAGUGGCUUGUCGCCUCUCGAGUCAAAGGCUUCCGAAGAAUGGUAUAUAGAGAGGGGAGACGGUUAGACAACACAUACCUGCCGACUUGCCUACUACUGACGGUCGUUAUGCCUGGACGACUUCCAAAAAAGAAAGAUGAUGAACGUCCUGCUUGUCUCUCUUUCCGUACUAAACCGGCUGGUACAAACUUCUAGAUCGCCUCGCGUAUAAAGGCGGAUAGAUGGAGGACAUGAGCAU
This is a messenger RNA of Daldinia loculata, 1345 nucleotides long. Its product is annotated as Clavaminate synthase-like protein. Gene Ontology annotation, molecular function: dioxygenase activity. The coding region runs from base 1 to 1095 and encodes 364 amino acids. The record is from RefSeq and is a predicted model, not a curated record. Lineage: Eukaryota; Fungi; Ascomycota; Sordariomycetes; Xylariales; Hypoxylaceae. The transcript is spliced from 2 exons.